UCAAAGUCCAGAACAGUUCUGCUUAUUAACCAUUGUAGUUUACUCUCUGUCUUCAAAAGAGGACUGCAACUUGUAACAGGAGGAAGAUGUUUCAAAAGAUGUCAGUGAUCUGUAUUCUACUGGGGGCCGCUUUCUGUGGAUCUAUGGUGGCUGCUGGGGUCAUAAAAGAGAUUGACUGUGGUCCCGUUGGGGAAUUAAUGAAUGGAUAUUUUGAAAUACCAGUGGGAACCACUUUUGGAAAUGUUGUACAUGCAGUUUGCAACGAAGGGUAUAAUCUCAUCGGCAGUGUAACCAGGGAGUGUCAAGCUAAUGGAAAGUGGAGUGAUGCUGAACCCUACUGUGAAGUUGUGAAAUGUGAAGAUCCUCCUGAAAUCCCUGAUGGAGAAAUUGUCAACCCCCGUGAAGAAACAGUGACAUUCAGCUCAGUUGUAAUCUACAAGUGUAAAAAGGGUCAUCUGAUUGGCCAUCGAACGAUAUACUGCACAGCGCAUGGAAAUUACAGCAAUCCUCCUCCCCAAUGUAAAGAAAUCCACUGCCCUCUGGUCCCUGUGGAAAAUGGCAGGAUUUCAGCAGGAUUCGGAUCAUCUGGCUAUAGGAGCGUUGUCACUUUUGCCUGUAAUGAUGGCUACAUGCUGGAAGGGAGUGACACCAUCAUGUGCCAAGAAAAUGGGCAAUGGUCUUCCAAACCACCUACCUGCAGUAAAAUGAGUAUUUGCAGACUUCCAAAUAUUGAAAAUGGGUGGGUGACAAAUAUUAAUCCUCCAUACACAUAUGAUGACUCUAUCGAAUUUGCUUGCAAACUUGGAUAUAUUCUUAAAGGAAAAAAAAGAGUAUCUUGUAUAAAAUACGACACAUGGUACCCUUCACCUCCAAAAUGUGAAGAAGAUCCCUGCCAAACUGAUGGCUUCUUCAAUAAAAUAAAAUGUUUUUUUAACUGACUUGAAGAUGCAGCUUCAGAUCUGACGUUAGGAUGAUUGAGCCCAACUCCAUGAACUGAAUUAAUGCAAAGCAACUCAGAUGUACUUUUGACCAGAAUGGGUUAGUUUAACACACCAACCUGAACUGAUGUGCCUACCAGACUCAACAACAUUUUCUAUAUUGGAAAACCUCAUGUUCCUCAUCUUAGCACUAACUCAAUGUGAAGAUUGAUCCUGGAUUGGCCAUCACUGUCAGUAGCUUUCAGUUCACACAAGCCCAUUUCUUGUGGGGGUCUCUGACACAAUGUAAGACACUUGCAUAUUUCCCUUUGAAUCUUUCAUUUGAAUGUCCUCCCAUCCAGAAUUGUGACCAACUGGAGUGAUUUUUUUGUACUAGCCUGAUCUUAGACUGCUCUAUCUUCAUCUUGGUCUUGAGGACCAGCUGUUUUUGCUGCCCCCAGAAUUUCUUAAAUAAACACAGGUUCCAGUCUUCAGUGAAA
Messenger RNA from Erpetoichthys calabaricus (reedfish), 1417 nucleotides. RefSeq names its product zona pellucida sperm-binding protein 3 receptor-like. The transcript is spliced from 7 exons. Lineage: Eukaryota; Metazoa; Chordata; Cladistia; Polypteriformes; Polypteridae. Bases 87 to 938 code for a protein of 283 amino acids. The record is from RefSeq and is a predicted model, not a curated record.